AUGAAAUGCGAGCGAAAGUUGACUGGCAUCAUGGCGGCUUGGAGGUGUUGGAUUUGUUUUGUCUUUGUUGCGCUUAGUCUUAAAGUUUUAUUAAGCCAUAUCAAUGCAAGUCAUAGUCGCAGCCCGGAUUUUUGGGUUUACUGUGGUAUCGAUGGAUGUGAAAAGGACUUUAGAGUUUUCAACUCUUUUUUUCGCCACAUUAAACGGACACACCUCGAGUAUUACAGGACUGGACGUCCACCACGUUGGAGUACAACUGAUUCUUCUCACUCUUCGGAGCAGGAAACAUUUGGUGUGUCAGUUUUUGCCAAUUGUACCACUCUUGCAGCAGCGGGCACCGGCACAAAUGUUCCCAAUCCCGUCCCACCUGUUGCCGUCCCACCUGUUGCUCUUGAACCUGACGUUGUCGGUCCUUCUGAGGAUGCUGUUGCGGAGACAUCCAGAGCCGGACCUGAUAUGGCAAGAUCUGCGGCUGCAUUUGCCAUCAGCAUCCGAGAACAGGGCCAUUUGUCACAGAGAACUGUCAGGAGUGUCAUCUCAGGGGUGCAACAGUACCAAGCUGCUCUCCUUCUCACACUAAGGGACAGAGUCCAAAGGGUGUUUGAAGACCACCCAGAGACAACUGCUCAGCUCCAGAAUGAGGCAUUGGCUACAUUUGAUGCAUUCAUGGAUCCUUUCUCAACCACCGCAUAUGGACAGAAUAAAACCAUCCGGGAACUAUUCAAUCCAGUCAACCCAGAGGAAGUUGUAGUAUCCCAGAAGAUUUGCUGGGUAAAGCGUGGUCAUUCAAGGGUCAUGGCCUUGAAGAAUAAAAGUUUUUACUAUAUACCACUCAUUGAGAGUCUUAAGCAGUUACUGAGCAAUUCUAGAAUCUUCUCCAUGGUGACAACUAUUCCACAAAGAAGUAGAGAGGGAUUCCUCUAUGAUUUUACUGAUGGAGCUCUUUUUACAUCCCAUCCAUUAUAUGCUCAAAGGCCAAAUGCUUUGCAAAUACUAUUGUACAGUGAUGAAAUAGAGAUCUGUAAUCCGUUAGGGCCCCAUACCUCUGCAAAUAAAUUAUUAAUGUUUUAUUAUAGUUUAGGUAAUAUUGAUCCCAAAUUCAGAUCCAAGUUGGCUGCAAUAAGGCUCCUUGCUAUUGCCAAGGCGAGCGAUGUUUCUCAAUGGGGUGUUGAUGUUAUACUAAAAAGAAUCCUGGAAGAUCUGACACUUCUUUACAAUGGUGUAAGGAUUGAAACCUCAAGUGGUGAAAUUGAAUUAUUUGGUGCUGUAAUAGCCGUUUGUGGAGACACACUUGCCCAACAUGAUCUUGCUGGGUUUAAACAAGGUGUUGGGUUUGCUUAUAGCAAAUGUAGAAACUGUGAAUGUUCCUUUAAUGACAUGCAAAACAUGUAUGAUGAGAAUUUGUUUACUGCAAGAAGCUUGGAAAAACACAUCAGGCAAUGUGUUGAAAUAGACAAAGCAAGCACAGAAACAUUGAAAUCAUCCCUCAAAACCACUUACGGGAUUAACAGAAGAAGCAGACUAAUUGAUUUUCCAGCAUUUGACAUGAUAAAACAAACUCCACAGGAUGUAAUGCAUGUACUUUUUGAAGGUGUUGCACCAAUGGAAAUAAAACUUGUGUUGAAAAAACUUAUUCUGUCAGGACACAUACAAUUAGAUGAAAUUAACUCCGCUAUCAUAAACUUUCCUUACUCUCCUCUGGAUAUGCGAGAUAAGCCAUGUCCUAUUAGUGUCAACACCUUAGCUGCCAGUGACAAUAAAUUAAAACAGUCGUGUGGACAAAUGUUAAUUCUUUUAAAAAUAAUACCUUUUCUUUUUAAUGAUCAUCUGGAUAACGAAUAUGUCACAUUUAUACUCAAUUUAAUUAAGAUUGUUCAAAUUGUCCUUGCUCCUUUUAUUUCGUUACAAACUGUGUUACAUCUCAGACACAUGAUUGAGCAGCAUCUGCACCAGUUCAAAGAACUCUUUCCUGAAGCCAAUAUAAUUCCCAAGCAGCAUUAUAUGCUACAUCUACCAAGCCAGAUUAUAUCUCUUGGUCCUUUAGUAAGAACUAUGUGUAUGAGAUUUGAAGCUAAGCAUAGCUAUUUUAAGCAAUGGGCUUCCAAAUUAAAUUUCAAAAAUGUUUGUAAAUCACUUGCAAACCAUAAUCAGUUCCUUGAAUGUUGCAAUGAAAUAGGCAUUGAUCAUCCAAUUUUUGCUACUGAGAAAGAAUCAGGGCCUGUCUCUGCUGUUAAAAAUGUUGAUUAUGUUAAGAGAAAAGUCAGAGAUUUUUUGGGCAUAGAGGUCAUUCAUCAUGUUGUCUCUGUGAAGUGGUACAUCCUUAAUGGCAAUAAGUACAUCAGUGGGAAAUCUAUGAUUAUCGUAGAUGUAGAUGAUGUUUUCCCAGUGUUUGGACUGAUAAAAGACAUCUUUUUGAUAGAUUCUUCUUUCAUUGCUUUUGAGUUCCAGCGUUAUGAAACCCUAAAUCUGAGUCCAGAGUUGUUGGCAUAUGAAGUGGUGAUUCCCAAUGCUGCCCAGGCCACAGAAUUUGUUAAAGAUCUUAUAGACUGCCUCUCCUAUUUUUCAGUUAGUUUCAAAGACCGUACCUUUGUGCCAAUAAAAUAUAAUCUUUCAGAUGUUAUUGCCCACAGACAGUAA
Messenger RNA from Engraulis encrasicolus (European anchovy), 2637 nucleotides. RefSeq lists its product as uncharacterized. The coding region runs from base 1 to 2637 and encodes 878 amino acids. Lineage: Eukaryota; Metazoa; Chordata; Actinopteri; Clupeiformes; Engraulidae. The record is from RefSeq and is a predicted model, not a curated record. The transcript is spliced from 3 exons.